Chaetomium strumarium is the source of this 987-nucleotide messenger RNA. RefSeq lists its product as uncharacterized. Lineage: Eukaryota; Fungi; Ascomycota; Sordariomycetes; Sordariales; Chaetomiaceae. Bases 1 to 987 code for a protein of 328 amino acids. The record is from RefSeq and is a predicted model, not a curated record. The transcript is spliced from 5 exons.
AUGCGCUUCGCGGAAAUCGCAGCCCGGAGCCUGCUCGCAGGUGUCGCGCUGCCGCAGCUGCCCUUCGACGAGAUCCCAGUCCACGAGGUGUCAGCCAACCCCAACCGGCUGCUCAUGCGCCAGUCGUCCUGCGGCCCGGGUAAGGCGAUCUGUGGCGAUGGGUGCAUGCCUAGCGGGGGCGUGUGCUGCGCCAGCCUCGGACGGGAGUCUUAUUGCGACUCAGGCUACUACUGCAUGGUCGGGAGCGGGUGCUGUCCGGAAGGCGAAACAUGCUCGGGCAUCGCUGACGAUUGUCCUGCCGGCAAGGAGCUCUGCAACACCGGCUGCAUGCCCCGAGGCUCCGUAUGCUGCCCGGAUGGCGGAUACUGUGAGGCAGGCUAUCGUGACACGUGCGCCCGAACCGGCAGCGGUGGCGGUUCAGGGGGUGGUGGCAGCGGUGGAGGAGGAGGGGGAGGAGGCAGCAGUGGAUGUGGCGCUGGGAACGUAACCUGCGACUCCAACUACUGCAUCCCGUCUGACGGCGUGUGCUGUGGUGAUGGAGAUGGCGGGUGGUGCAGAGACGGAUACUACUGCACAGCGAACGCCUGCUGCCGUAACGGGCGGACCUGCUCAGGCAGUGGUGGCUCGGGUGGCGGUUCAGGGGGUGGUGGUUCCGGAGGUACCACAGUAACAGACGACGACACCACGACGACGCGUAGCACGUCCUCUCCUCCCUUCGCCGCCACUCGACAGAGCACGACGAGGACGACGACGACAGAGGAUGACGAUGGUGGUAAUGCGCUGUUCCCUACCUCUACCGACUCAACCUCCAGCACGCCGACGGAAACAGCCGAGACUACCUCGACUUCGUCGAGCUCUACAGGGGCGGAGUCGAGUCCGUCAACUACGCUAGCUGGUGGCCCGUUCACCCAGGCUGCCGCCGGAUUGUCUGUGUCAGGGUGCUUGGUGGUUGGUGUUGCUGCCCUGAUGGCGAUAAUGAUGGUGUAA